CCCGAAGACGCUGGCGGCAACGGCCGGCGGCCGCCAAGGGCUACUCGAAGACGGGGGGCGUUCGCUGCUUCCCCCUCCCCCUCCGAGGCCAGCUCGAUGGAGAUGUGGAACAUGAUCUCUGAAAUGGGAUUAAAGCAGCGUCACUGACUUCAAUAUACACUUCAUUUUUGUUUUUGACUUAAAGUGCCAUGAGAAAAUUUGCGUAUUGUAAGGUGGUCCUUGCCACCUCACUGGUUUGGGUCCUUCUGGAUAUGUUUUUGUUACUUUACUUCAGCGAAUGCAACAAAUGUGAUGAGAAAAAAGAGAGAGGCCUACCACCUGGAGAUGUUCCAGAACUUGUACAAAAACCUCAUGAAGGCCCUGGAGAAAUGGGGAAACCUGUUGUCAUUCCUAAAGAGGACCAAGAAAAAAUGAAGGAAAUGUUUAAAAUUAACCAGUUUAAUUUAAUGGCAAGUGAAAGGAUUGCACUCAAUAGAUCUUUACCUGAUGUCAGAUUGGAAGGGUGUAAGACAAAAGUAUAUCCAGAUAACCUUCCUACAACAAGUGUUGUAAUUGUCUUUCACAAUGAAGCUUGGAGUACUCUCUUGCGAACUGUACAUAGUGUCAUCAACCGGUCACCGCGACACAUGCUGGAAGAAAUUAUUCUGGUAGAUGAUGCUAGUGAAAGAGAGUUCUUGAAGAGACCCUUGGAGAACUAUGUGAAGAAAUUACGAGUACCAGUUUAUGUGAUUCGAAUGGAGCAACGUUCUGGACUGAUCAGAGCCAGAUUGAAAGGAGCUGCUGCUUCUAAAGGCCAAGUCAUCACCUUUUUAGAUGCUCAUUGUGAAUGUACAGUAGGAUGGCUGGAGCCACUGCUAGCACGGAUAAAAUUAGACAGGAGAACAGUAGUUUGUCCAAUUAUUGAUGUAAUCAGCGAUGAUACAUUUGAAUAUAUGGCAGGUUCUGAUAUGACUUAUGGUGGGUUCAACUGGAAGUUGAAUUUCCGGUGGUAUCCUGUUCCACAGAGAGAAAUGGACCGAAGGAAAGGUGACAGAACCCUUCCAGUCAGGACGCCUACAAUGGCAGGAGGCCUUUUUUCUAUAGAUAGGGACUAUUUUCAAGAAAUUGGGACAUACGACGCAGGAAUGGAUAUAUGGGGAGGAGAAAACCUAGAAAUUUCAUUCAGAAUUUGGCAGUGUGGGGGAACUUUGGAAAUUGUGACAUGUUCGCAUGUUGGACACGUUUUUCGAAAAGCCACUCCUUACACUUUCCCAGGAGGGACAGGGCAGAUUAUUAAUAAAAAUAAUAGACGACUUGCAGAAGUUUGGAUGGAUGGCUUCAAGAAUUUCUUCUACAUAAUUUCCCCAGGGGUUACAAAGGUAGAUUAUGGAGACAUAUCAUCACGACUUGGACUUAGACACAAGCUGCAGUGCAAGCCUUUUUCCUGGUACCUAGAGACUGUUUAUCCUGAUUCCCAAAUACCACGACUCUAUUUCUCUUUGGGAGAGAUAAGAAACAUGGAAACAAAUCAGUGUCUGGAUAACAUGGCAAGGAAAGAAAAUGAAAAAGUUGGCAUUUUUAAUUGUCACGGGAUGGGUGGCAAUCAGGUUUUCUCAUAUACAGCCAACAAAGAAAUUCGAACAGAUGAUUUGUGCUUAGAUGUCUCCAAACUUAAUGGUCCUGUCACAAUGCUCAAGUGCCACCACUUAAAAGGCAAUCAACUUUGGGAAUAUGAUCCAGUGAAAUUAACCCUUUUGCAUGUGAACAGUAACCAGUGCCUGGAUAAAGCCACUGAAGAAGACAGCCAGGUACCCAGCAUCAAAGACUGCAGCGGUGGCCGCUCUCAGCAGUGGCUUCUUCGUAACGUCACCCUUCCAGAAAUAUUCUGAAAGGAGUCAAAGAGGAGGAUUGACUGGACUACCUCAGCAAGUACGUGGGCUACGAUUUUAUGUAGCAAGCAAAGGCUGCAAGGUUUAUUGGCCACUGGAGCAGAUUUCUAAAUCUUGAAGAGCCAGCCAUCCUGGUGUUAAGGGUGUGGGACUACAUGAGUACUUGUGAACCUGCGCACACUGAUGUUUACAAGAUUGAAAAUAGUUCAUCAAAGAAUCAUUUAAUAGAACAUUUGGACCGUGGAAACAAUCAAGGAAUUAUGCACUCUGGAGAGUGGCACAACCGAGUUCUCUUGUACAUCAGCAGCCUUGACCAAAGGUGCUGUUACAAAGAUUCUUUUACAAGGUUUAAUGUUAACCAAGGUAUCAAACAUAAAUGCAAAUAUAAAUGGAGAAGUUUUAAUAUCACAAGAGGGGGGGAAAUCACUGAAGCAAGAAUCAGGGUUCAGAGGCAAAAAAACACACAAAUCAGAACUAUAUAAGAAGUACAAUUUGUAAUACUAAAUAUCAGAUUUAUAUGUAGAUUUUUUACUUCGGUGGGGGGGAAAUAACCAAGUGAGACACAAUUUCUGUUCAAUUGUGUGGUAGUCCAUUAAUAUCCUUUCUUCCUCCCCUGAUGGGUCUUGAGCUUAUUAGGAGCAAAAGUAAAAUUGAGUAUAAAUAAAAUUGGCUCUUUGAAUGUCAGUUCAACAUUUUUAAACUUUCAUUUUGGCUUGCAGGCUGUUGGAACUGUUAAUACAUCUUUUUUUUUAAUGAUCUGAAAACUGGAGAUGCAUCCUUUGAUGUGACUUGCUAUUCAGUUGUACUUGGGUCAAUCAGCUUUUGACCUUCCAUCACCAAAUUAAGAAUUUGUUAGUAAAAUCUGUUAACUUGACUGAUAAUGCUUAAUGGCCAACUCUCUUACUACUGUACUACAGGUUUUGUUUUCACAGCAAUAAAUCUUUCGUUUUUUGACUCCA
Podarcis muralis (Common wall lizard) is the source of this 2827-nucleotide messenger RNA. It is a transcript of the gene GALNT1, whose product is annotated as polypeptide N-acetylgalactosaminyltransferase 1. The record is from RefSeq and is a predicted model, not a curated record. Gene Ontology annotation, biological process: protein O-linked glycosylation. Gene Ontology annotation, molecular function: polypeptide N-acetylgalactosaminyltransferase activity. NCBI's taxonomy places the organism in Eukaryota, Metazoa, Chordata, Lepidosauria, Squamata, Lacertidae. Gene Ontology annotation, cellular component: Golgi apparatus.